UUUGGCUAUGGUUAAUAUAUUGCAUAUUUUACUUAGCUUUAUUAGCAGUAUUAGCACUUGAUUUGUUUUUCGUUGCUAGGGAAAGGGGUUGUACUUUCAGUAUUGCUUAGAUACCAAAUUACAACAGAUAGACAUCGUAUCGCGGGACUAUUCUGAACCUUGGGGAGUAUUUAAACCAAAAAACUUUGAGGCUAUUAAGCAAUGUAUUAACAUUUGUUAUGUUUCGAUGUAGUUAAAUACAUAUUUUAAUUGUAAAUUAUAUUCAAUUUAUACCUACCUACCUAUGGUUUAGCCCCCUCCACACUCCUGCGCGAAUCGCAGCGUGAAGACCAAAGAGUCCUGACCAGGAAUAUAUGAUCAUUGUCAAGAGGGCGCUAUUAUUCUCAUUUAUAUGGCAACAGUUCAGUAUAGUCUGAACAAUGUGGAUUGGCAACUCGUUAUUUUGACUUACAUACUUUUUUUCACUCUAAUCAUAAUCAGAAUCCAAAUAUUCGGUGUUCACAUUUUUUUUAUUGUCGGUUUUUACCGUAUAAAAUUCAUGUAUUUUCUUACGCGUCAUACAUAGGUCAAAAUUACCUUACAUAGGGUCUGCUACAUUGUCAAUGAACAAAAUUGAUCGUCUCCAAAGCCCAUAGCAAAGAGAAUAGAGUGUAUAAAGAGUUAUUGUCAUAGUAAAUUUUGUAGUCACUGUAAAUUUAUUGCCAUCUAUCGACACAAGAUUAAAACUAAAAAUUAAAAUGUAUGAUGUAUAUCUUUACCCAUAGUAAACAUUUUUCAAACACAUCUUUGUUACUGUACUUAAGUAUUUCCUCGCUUGUAUAACAUAACACAACAAUAACCAAGUCGUAAUAACCAGGCUAUAAUGACAUUUUGAUUUGUUUACCGAUAGGUAAACAAACAAACUGUCAGAGCUGACACUCUGAUGUUAAUUUGGAAAUGUUUCGUAGCGAAAUAGUUUAAUUUCCCGAACGGUUCUUUUCCAGCAGUUUAUUAUUUACAAUGUUCCGCUCUUGAUUAUGUAUAGUUUUGGCCAUUUUUUGUCAUUUAUUAUUUAAUAUUCAACACUUAAGUAUUAUUCAAGUAAACCGCCACAAUGACACUGAGCCUCCAUUCGCACGAGAGCUUUUUCAACGCGCGUUAAAAAAGCGCUUGAAUCCGUCCACACGCUCGCUAAAUUCGAUUUAACGACCAACGCUUAAAGUCGAAAAUUCAACAACGCUUGAUAAAAAGCGCCACCGCCAUCGUAUGAACAAAUACACAUGUUUCCAUUUGUGUCAUUCAAACGCUUUUUUGUGCAAAUGUAUCUUUCAGUAGGAGUAGCAGCGAAAGACCUAUUAUUGUUUGUCCUUUAUUAUUGCUUGUCACAGUCUCACAUUUUAUUUGUUCCCCACCGUUUUUUUAGUAUGGAUUAUGGUGGGCAACAAAUAAAUUCGACCAAUCACAGUGUCGCAUUUGCGUAUGUUUUGUCUCUCACGGAGGCACGCGUAUACCACUUCUAUACGAUCCUACCUUCUAUGUCCGAUUGUCAUUGUCAAUGUCAAGACUGUCAAACAAUAACAAUUAAGUUUAUUAAUUAUAAAAGUGCAGUAAAACAAGUUUUGUUAAAUUUGUAAAAAUCUAAAAUAUAUUUUACAAAACAUGGCAGGAAGUUAGCUGUUGAUAAAAUAAGUGAAGGCUUCCCACUAACUGAUAAGCAAGUGGGUGAUAAGACAUGUGUGCUAAUAAGUGUGAUAAACGUAAAAAGUGCUUGACAGUUGCUAUGUUUUUCAUAAUCAAACUGUGUUUAAAAAUAUACAAAAGACUAUGGCGAAUAACUUUGAAUGAAGUAUUGUGUACAUCAUUAUUACUGUGUGUCUGUUUUGUUUUUUGGACUUUUAAAGGUUAUAGAAAAACGAAUAAUUCAGGACAGUCAGAAUAUCCAACGAUAAUGUGGUGGACUAAAGGAUUUCCUGGCGCUUUUGAAACUAAACACUGUGCACAAGAUAUAAGAUGUUCUAUUUACAACAAUGGAAGUGUUACACAUGUAAAUAAUGUUGAAGCUUAUUUGUUCUAUGGAAGUAACAUUGACUUCAACCAUUUACCAUUACCAAAGAAGUCUGAGCAAAUUUGGGGUUUGUACCAUGAAGAAUCCCCGAGGAAUGUAGAGGAGCUAAUGCAUGAACAAAUACUAAGAAUGUUCAAUUACUCCUCUACCUUAAGUAGAUACAGCGAUGUACCUUUUCCUUUGCAACAUCUGGAAUCCAUUGAACAUAUUACUAAUGAAGAAUACUUUGUAACGACUUUUGAAAAGAAUAUUUUUUUGAAUGAGAUAGCUCCAGUUAUGUAUUUACAGAGUGAUUGUGAGACAUCCACUGAGCGAGAUGCCUAUGUGAAAGAACUAAUGAAAUACAUAGAAGUUGAUUCUUACGGAAGUUGUCUGAACAAUAAACAAUUGCCUUCAAAGUUUGUUGAUGAUUAUUUGAAUCAUUUGAGUGAUGACGAAUUUUUAAAGUUUAUUUCAAGAUACAAGUUUAUUGUAGCUAUAGAAAAUGGAGUUUGUGAAGAUUAUGUGACUGAAAAGUUUUGGAGAGCAAUAAGAGUUGGUACAGUACCUAUAUACUUUGGAUCUCCUUCUAUAAGAGACUGGUUGCCUAAUAAAAAAUCGGUAAUUUUGCUGGAAGACUUUCCUACGCCAAAGCUUUUGAGUGAACAUCUAAAAAAGUUGUUAGAAGAUGAUAUGUUGUAUGAGCAAUAUUUAGAACAUAAAAUUUAUCAAAUAAUAACUAAUGAACGGUUGAUAACCGACUUCAGAAUGAGGCCUCAUCAAAUGGACCCAUUGAAGACUAUUGAAGAAUUUGAAUGUUUCAUUUGUGACAAAUUACACAAACGAAGGAAAGGGAUUUAUGAUAAAAGAAUUGUAGAUAAGAGACACUACAACUGUCCCAAGCCACUAUCAGCUUUGUCGUUGGCUGUUAAUUCACAAAACGAUUGGGUCUUCUCUUGGGAACAAGCUAAAAAGAGAGCAAAUGAAAUAUAUAAAAGAGUCUCAAAUACGAACUAAGAUCUAAUGAUUGAACCAAAUCGACAUAAAAAAACCAAUUGAGAUAGAGCAUCAGUAUUUUUUUAAAUAUAUUUUUAUACUCUUAUAAAACUGUUUUUUUUUGCCUCAUUUAAAAUCGGUAAAAUCCACGUAACAAUUACUUGGAUACAUAGGUACUUGAGAUCUAGUUAAGUAGUCACACAGAAUAAUGGUCAAGAAAGGUAAUCAAAAUUAAUUAAGACAUUAUUGAACUUCUUUAUAUUUCAUCAUCAGCAUCAUUAUUAGAGCAACAUUUUUUAAUAUAGAUGGUCAAGCAAAUCUUGUCAGUAGAAAAAGGCGCGAAAUGCAAAUUUUCUGUGAGACGAUAUCCCUUCGCGCCUACAUUUUUCAAGUUUGCCGUU
Molecule: messenger RNA, 3420 nt
Organism: Cydia splendana
Lineage: Eukaryota; Metazoa; Arthropoda; Insecta; Lepidoptera; Tortricidae
Gene: FucTB
Product: alpha-(1,3)-fucosyltransferase 10
Exons: 2
Coding region: 1712-3040 (442 amino acids)
Cellular component (GO): membrane
Molecular function (GO): alpha-(1->3)-fucosyltransferase activity
Source: RefSeq, a predicted model, not a curated record